Penicillium coprophilum is the source of this 2082-nucleotide messenger RNA. RefSeq lists its product as uncharacterized. Gene Ontology annotation, cellular component: SHREC complex; rDNA heterochromatin. NCBI's taxonomy places the organism in Eukaryota, Fungi, Ascomycota, Eurotiomycetes, Eurotiales, Aspergillaceae. Gene Ontology annotation, biological process: silent mating-type cassette heterochromatin formation. Bases 1 to 2082 code for a protein of 693 amino acids. The record is from RefSeq and is a predicted model, not a curated record. The transcript has 4 exons.
AUGCCCUCUAGCAGUGAGGAUGAGGAUUCCAAUAUUAAUGUUAUUCCCAUGGAGAACUUUGUCAGCGAUGGAGAUAUGAGUACCUGGCCUGGGAAUAAUUACUCUGAACGCUCCGAUGCUCGCUGGCGGGAAUUACUUGCUGAGAAUUGGCUCAAGGCUAUGGGUACUUUUGAAGAGGGUGUCAUUCAUACCAUUGAAAAGUUGCCUGAUGGAUACUGCCUUUUCGAGCGACCUCGUGGGACCAAUCCUUCAAUGUUUGAUCCUUUUCUCUUUGGCCACCCGAGCGGUCGGUAUUUUCAGUCACAAAUCACUUUCUUGCCCCAUUUCCUGUCUCUAGUCAAGAACGAGCUGGACAAGUGUAAAUGCAAGCUUUGUGCUCCAAUAAAAACGACCCAGGGAACAUCAGUGCCGGGGAAAUCGGUUCAAAGAACUAAAAGACCUAUGCAACCAAUCGUCAAUGAGCGUCGACCCACCGAUGCAGAGGGACCAGAUUACUGGCGCAUCUUGGUUAUGAAAUUGAAAGAUAAGCAAAAGCUCGAUGAAGAUAUCGAGCAGCGAUUCAACCUCGACUGGGUGUUGACCCACGAAUGGCUUUCUGACUACUUCACGAAACUGAAAAUGGAUCCCGCUUACGUUCCUCGUCGUGGAGAGCUUGUUCUCUGGAUCUGGCAGGGUCUCGAAGAUGGCUGUUUAUUACUCAACCCAAAGACUAGGUUCAUCGAAAUAUUCGGCAACGACAACAAGUGGCAUGGCGUGCCCAACUGGCGUGCCGGUGUGGUGACCCAAACCCCUAAAGAAGAAGAACAUAUGGUGAAUAUCAUUGAAACUCCCGAUAGUCCGCGCGGACUGAGCUACUCUGGUUUCCGUGUGGAGACUCUACCGGAUCCGCUGGGUAAUGACAAGUCUUACUCGGUGCAAUACGCAUAUGUUCCGUUGCGUAACAUCAAACCUUUCAACACAUGGCAAGCCUACCUCAAUGGUCAAAAGCGAGAGGAAACACACCCGUCCAUCGAGAACGCCUUAACCGUGAUGUCGUCCUGGAGCAUGGUGCACAAGUUCCACGUGAUCGGCGAAUGGCCCAACGCCAGGAUCCAAUGCAAGGGAAUCUUCAUUGGGGCCGAACUCCUUGCCGUACACGACACCGUUCGUCUCAGGCCAUAUGGGUUCCAUCAUGACCAGCUUAGAAACGGAACAGUUGGCGAAGUGACGGAGGUGAUGGUCAUUGAGAAAAUCCAACUAUGCCUUUCGGGGUGCACCGACAAUGACCAGGACCAGCUUGCAGAACAUUUCACAGCUCUAAUCUCCGGCAAAGUUUUCACUACGGACCCAAGUCGCAUCUCUCAGGAAGGCCCAUUCAAAGCCACACUUCCAGUGCCGUCCACUGAGGCAGCAACUGAGCCUAUCCCCCUCACCGCAGAAGAAGCAACAGCUACGUUCCGCCAGGUCAGUAUGAGCGACUACGGUCCCUGGUACCGCAUGGCCAAUGGCAAAACCUGUAACGUCUCUCCGCACCUAAUCAUCGGUCGCUGCUACGAACCGCUCGCGGCAGAGCUCAUGUUCGGCACCCACACAUUGGGCUACGACCUAUCCGGUGUGAUGGAAGGCCGUGCGUACUCCUCACAAGUCGAUACACGCAUGGCCAAAAACAACACGUGGUUUUGGGGUGACUGCCGGGUAGAAACGCUCGGCCUGACAGAGAUUAACGGCGUGGAAUGCGGUCUUACGGCGGCGCAGCGCGAAGACCCGCAGAAGUGGCAAGCCAUUAUCAGAAUAUCACACGGCGAAGUCAGUCACGCCCUCCGACGCCAGGCUCAGAUCCCUUCUUCUAGUGGUCGGCCCUUCAAGUCUUCGUCUUCGUCUUCCGCUCCGAGGGGUAGACCGAAGACUGGUCUUGCGCAUGUUGCGCAAAACAGCAAGCUAGUCAGCUCUGCUAUUGGCAGUGCGCCGGAAACUGAGGAUGACUCCUCUGAUGACACCAACGGACCUACUGAUGAUCAAGUGUCUGGCGGUGUCUCCGGGCUGGGACUUCGGGGAGGUCCUUCUUCUGGGGAGGAUAGUGCGGAGGAUUCUCCGUUUGCAUAG